Lolium perenne is the source of this 1756-nucleotide messenger RNA. RefSeq lists its product as uncharacterized. Lineage: Eukaryota; Viridiplantae; Streptophyta; Magnoliopsida; Poales; Poaceae. The record is from RefSeq and is a predicted model, not a curated record.
CUCUUCUUCCUCACCGGAAAGUUCACUUCCGCCACCACACUCUCCUUCACAGCUCGUUUGCCACAAGACACACCCUGCCCGCUCCAUCCUCUGUUGGCGAGCUGGCGAAGGUGGCUGCCAUGGCGAUGGAGAAGGCGGACGGCAAGGAGCGGGAGAAGAUCGAGGCCGUGCGCAAGGCCAUGCGCAAGCAGGCGCCGCUCACCGCCAAGCAGGCGGUGUACUGCAACGACGCGUGCGUGGAGCGGUUCCUCCGGUCGCGCGGCGACAGCGUGAAGAAGGCGGCGAAGCAGCUGCGGGCCGCGCUGUCCUGGAGGGAGACCAUCGGAGCAGAUCACAUCAUCGCCGACGAGUUCUCCGGCGAGCUGGCGGACGGCAUGGCCUACGUCGCCGGCCACGACGACGAGAACCGCCCCGUCGUGGUGUUUCGGAUCAAGCAGGACGACUACCCCAAGUACCAGCCUCAGAAAUCGUUCGUGCGGUUCCUGGUGUUCACGCUGGAGGUGGCGGUGGCGUCCAUGAGCCGCUUCGUGGACCAGUUCGUCCUCCUCUUCGACGCAAGCUUUUUCCGGUCGGCGUCGGCCUUCCUCAACCUGCUCAUGGGCACGCUCAAGAUCGUCGCCGACUACUACCCCGCCCGCCUCCACCGCGCCUUCGUCAUCGACCCGCCAUCCCUCUUCUCCGUCAUGUGGAAGGGAGUGAGGCCGUUCGUGGAGCUGGCGCCGGCGACGGCCACAGUGUGCUCGCUGGACUUCGAGGACUCGCUGGAGGACGCCUCCUUCACCGCCUACCCGCGCACGGCCUCCCUCCGCUUCGAGCCGUCAGGGGCAGCCAUCCUCACCACCAUGCCGAAGCCGGGCGGCGGCGGCGGCGUCGUCGGAUCCGCCUCCUCGCGCUUCGCGUUCAGCGUAUCCGACAACGCGCUCAAGCCGUGGUACCUCUCCACCACGCCGGCGGCGGCGCCCCUGGCAAACCCGCGCUCCGUCGUGCCCUCCUCCAGCCCGUCCCUCGUCGGCGCGUCCCCGCUCUCCGCGCGCUCCUUCUCCUUCGCCUCGCCCGCCACGCGCACCACCCCCGUCCAGCACCACCGCGCGCCGCCCACGCCGUCCGCCGCCGCCAAGGCACACAACAAGACGACCCCCGCUCCGGCCCCUCUGUCGACGCCUCCUCAACCGCAGCAGUUCCCGAGGACGCCGCGCCCGUCCUUCCUGCAGUCGCCCUUCACGUUCCGCAAGGACGGGCAGGGCGUGCGCCGCGUCGAGCGCGAGCGCGACUCCUUCCUGCCAUUCCUCCGCUUCUACCGACGCCCCUACGACGAGAUCUCCUACCGCGCCAGGAUGCGCCCGCCGCUCGGCGGCCUCAUCGCCAUCGUCGACGACAAGUUCAGGCACAAGCCGGCUCAGCAGCAGCAGCAGCCGCGCCGGCACGCCGCGGUGCUCCACCACCAUCACCAGUACCAGCAGCACCACCACCACCAUCACAACCACCAGCACCAGAGGAUCUGAUCACACCCGUGCUGCCAUGACGUGCUGGCCGGCCGCCUGGAGCCCCUGAACCCGAGAAAGCGAUCGAGCGUCUUCGAUCUCCAUACAGCUUACAACAUAAUCCAAUGCUAUAUCUUGCUAAGUUAAAUCUUUUUUUGGCAACAUUUCCCCAGCCCCAGUAGUAUCUAGUAUGCGUAUGAUACCUUUCUUCAUCAUUGAGCCAAUGUAAAAUAACAUCCCUGAAAUUGUGAGUAAAAUCGGCCCCCUUUCUGCUC